Rhinolophus ferrumequinum (greater horseshoe bat) is the source of this 1489-nucleotide messenger RNA. It is a transcript of the gene AQP1, whose product is annotated as aquaporin 1 (Colton blood group). Lineage: Eukaryota; Metazoa; Chordata; Mammalia; Chiroptera; Rhinolophidae. Gene Ontology annotation, molecular function: ammonium channel activity; glycerol transmembrane transporter activity; carbon dioxide transmembrane transporter activity. The transcript is spliced from 4 exons. Gene Ontology annotation, biological process: hyperosmotic response; renal water transport; carbon dioxide transmembrane transport. The coding region runs from base 186 to 1001 and encodes 271 amino acids. The record is from RefSeq and is a predicted model, not a curated record. Gene Ontology annotation, cellular component: membrane.
UCGGAGAGGAGGCCGUGUGGAGUGGGGCGGGCCAGGAGCAAGGAGAGGCCUUCCUCCCUUUGUACUCCCCCUCCUCUCCUCCCCCCAGGGGCCCUAUAAAUAGGCCCAGCCCGGGCUGUGGCCCAGCGCUCGCUCGGAGGGAGUCCAGCACCAGGCAGCGGUCUCCAGCCAAGCCCCCUGCCAGCAUGGCCAGCGAGUUCAAGAAGAAGCUCUUUUGGAGGGCGGUGGUGGCUGAGUUCCUGGCCAUGACCCUCUUCGUCUUCAUCAGCAUCGGGUCUGCCCUGGGCUUCAACUACCCGCUGAAGAACAACCAGACCUCAGGUGCGUCGCAGGACAAUGUGAAGGUGUCCCUGGCCUUCGGGCUGAGCAUCGCCACGCUGGCGCAGAGCGUGGGCCACAUCAGUGGCGCCCACCUCAACCCGGCCGUCACCCUGGGGCUGCUGCUGAGCUGCCAGAUCAGCAUCCUCCGGGCUCUGCUGUACAUCGUUGCCCAGUGCGUGGGGGCCAUCGUCGCCACCGCCAUCCUCUCGGGCAUCACCUCCUCCCUGAGUAACAACUCGCUUGGCCGCAAUGAGCUGGCCCCCGGCGUGAACUCCGGCCAGGGCCUGGGCAUCGAGAUAAUUGGCACCCUGCAGCUGGUGCUGUGCGUGCUGGCCACCACCGACCGGAGGCGCCGUGACCUUGGGGGCUCAGGCCCCCUGGCCAUAGGCCUGUCUGUGGCCCUGGGACACCUGCUGGCGAUUGACUACACCGGCUGCGGUAUUAACCCUGCCCGCUCCUUCGGCUCGGCGGUCAUCAGCCACAACUUCAGGGACCACUGGAUUUUCUGGGUGGGGCCAUUCAUCGGCGGAGCGCUGGCCGUGCUCAUCUAUGACUUCAUCCUGGCUCCGCGCAGCAGUGACCUCACGGACCGCGUGAAGGUGUGGACCAGCGGCCAGGUGGAGGAGUAUGACCUGGAUGCGGACGACAUCAACUCCAGGGUGGAGAUGAAGCCCAAGUAGAGGGGGCCUGGCCCUGGCAUCCAUGUGGGGAGGGGGGGUCACGGGUGGGGAGCGGGAGGGCAGGGGUGAACUCCAUAUUAUAGACACUCUGACACGCUGGCCAGAGUCACGUCCCAAACACCCGUGGGACUCGCGCGGCCGAGCCUGACGUGGGGCUGUUUCUAUCACUUUCUUUCUCUUUCUCUGUUUCGUGGCCUCGGGCCUUCCUGGAGACCAAGAUGUACCACUCACCCACUCCCGUGAAGUCACAGAGGAGGUGAAAGAGAGGGGCCCGCCCUGAUAAGUUGUCCCCUCAGAGUGUGACAGGAGGUAGCCAGAAAGUACCCCUCCACCCAAAGUCGCUCACCAACUCCCCUGUGGCGGGUGCCGGGGCUCCACCAUCACUGCUCUGUGCCUUUGGGCGUGGCCCUCUUUCUUAUCACAUGCACUUUGUCCCCAAGGGCACUUUGAGGGGAAGAGACCCCAGGAAGCUCAGUGUUAGGGGCAAG